Momordica charantia (bitter melon) is the source of this 3079-nucleotide messenger RNA. RefSeq names its product Transcriptional factor B3 family protein / auxin-responsive factor AUX/IAA-like protein (gene ETT). Gene Ontology annotation, biological process: response to hormone; regulation of DNA-templated transcription. Gene Ontology annotation, cellular component: nucleus. Gene Ontology annotation, molecular function: DNA binding. NCBI's taxonomy places the organism in Eukaryota, Viridiplantae, Streptophyta, Magnoliopsida, Cucurbitales, Cucurbitaceae. The record is from RefSeq and is a predicted model, not a curated record.
UGCACUACAGACACUCCUUCUCUCUCUCUUCGUCUUUCUGCCAUACAUCACACCCAGCAGUCGCAGUAUUGCAGCCGCUGCAGUACUGCUCCAGUUCAGUCUCUGCACACACACACACAAAGAGAGAAAUUUCCAUUUCCCUUCUUUCUUGCUUUUGGUUUUUAAUUAAAAACAUCAAAUCUUGAUUUGAUUUCCCCAAAAGCCAUUUGCUCUCUCUCUAAUCCACCCACCACCAGCCACAGCCAGAGCCACAGCCACAGCCCGAAAAAUAAAGCAAAAAUGCGAAAUUUGGGUGAGAGAGAAAAAGGGUCGUGAGAGAGAGAGGUCUCUGUUGUUUUUUCUGAGCGAGACCCUCUUUUAGCAUUAGCGGAGGUGCGCCCUUUUCUAAAAAUGCAGGCAUGAGCUCCUCCUCCUCCUACCCAGCACUCUUUCUUCUUCUUCUUCUUCUUCCUCAAACCCCUUUUCUUUUCAGGCUUCUAUUUAAGCGCCUCUUCCUUAUACUUGUUCUACUUUUUUGUUACUGCCACGCCGCUUCCGCUUCUUCUGAUUUCUUCUAGGGCUCCGAUUCAAAUGGGUGCUCUCAUCGAUCUCAAUACCACUGAAGAAGACGAAGCCCCCUCUUCUGCUGCCUCUUCCGCUUCCUCCUCCUCGGCUUCUGCUUUCACCUCCUCGCCUUCCCCCUCUGUCGCCUCCUCAAUUUGCUUGGAGCUAUGGCACGCCUGUGCGGGCCCACUUACUUCUCUGCCCAAGAAAGGGAGCUUGGUUCUGUAUUUGCCGCAGGGUCACUUGGAGAUGCUGGAAUUUCCACCCACGGCCUGUGAUCUCCCUCCCCACAUCCUCUGUCGCGUCAUUGAUGUUCAGCUCCAUCAGGCCGAGGCAGGGAGUGACGAGGUUUAUGCUCAGGUUUCAUUGUUUCCUGAAAACGAGCAAAUAGAGAACAGGAUGCAGGAAGAGAUGAACAAUGACAGUGAGGAGGAGGAUGUUGAAGGAGGUGAAAAGACUACAACACCCCACAUGUUCUGCAAGACCCUUACUGCUUCAGACACUAGUACUCAUGGAGGCUUCUCCGUUCCCAGACGAGCAGCAGAGGAUUGCUUCCCGCCAUUGGAUUAUAAUCAACAGAGGCCUUCACAAGAGCUUGUUGCAACGGAUCUCCUUGGGCAAAAAUGGAAGUUCAGGCACAUAUAUCGCGGGCAACCUAGAAGGCAUUUGCUAACCACUGGAUGGAGUGCAUUUGUGAACAAGAAGAGGCUUGUUUCUGGCGAUGCAGUGCUGUUUCUCAGGGGUAACGAUGGGGAAUUACGUUUGGGAAUUCGAAGAGCUGCGCAGCUUAAAAGUGGCUCUGCCUUUCCAAAUAUUUGCAGUCAGCAUGUCAGCUCUAGUAGUAUCAUGGAAGUGGUUAAUGCUAUAUCUACUAAAAGUUCCUUUAGCGUAUACUACAAUCCCAGGGCUAGCUCUUCACAGUUUGUCUUGCCUCUUCACAAGUUCUUGAAGAGCAUUAAUCAUCCUUUCUCUGUUGGAAUGAGGUUUAGGCUGAGUUUUGAAACCGAAGAUGCUGCAGAUCGAAGAUACACUGGACUGAUAUCUGGAGUUGGUGAUGUGGAUCCUAUCAGGUGGCCAGGAUCAAGGUGGAGGUCCCUAGUGGUGAGGUGGGACGAUGUUGAAAGUAACAGGCAUGGCCGGGUUUCCCCAUGGGAGAUCGAGCCCUCUGGUUCUGCCUCCACACCUAGCAACUUGGUUCCACCUGGCCUGAAAAGGACCAGGAUUGGGCUAUCUUCUACAAAACUAGAGUUUCCAGUUCCAAAUGGGAUUGGAACAUCAGACUUUGGGGAAUCUUUAAGGUUCCAGAAGGUCUUGCAAGGUCAAGAAAUUUUGGGUUACAAUACUCCUCCCAUUGAUGGCGACAACAUCACUCGUCAUCCACCUGAAAAGAGGAGAUUGUUUCCUGGUUUGCAUGGUUCUGGGAUAGCCAUGAUGAGAAAUGGUCCAAGAAACCCAUUUAUCAACUCCGAAACUUCCUCCCGGGGUAUCGUGUUUGAUGAAUCCUUCCAAUUCCAUAAGGUCUUGCAAGGUCAAGAAAUAUUUCCAAGUCCGUUUUAUGGUAGAGCCAUGGCCACCAAUGAAGUUAAGGCAAGUGGUGGUUGCGGUGCUAUCGAAGGCAUUCGAUUGUCUAGGUCUAAAGAUGGAUGGCCGCCAAUGGCAAUGCAAUGUGAAAAUUUCCUAGGACGCUCUUCCAUUCCUUCUGUACAAGUCUCAUCACCAUCUUCUGUGUUCAUGUUCCAGCAGUCAAUGGUUCCCGUUCAAAGCUUUAAUACACAUAACCGUGGCGAUUUCGCAGAGCAGAGGAUUACAAACAAAAGUACAUCCCUUUCUGGGACAGCAUUUACGACCGACCAUAGCUCGAACACUGAAGUCCCACAGGGGAUGCAUCCCACUUCAUUGGGCGAGCAAAACCAGCUCGGCCUAUCACAUCUGUCCACAACAGCAUCAGUGUUUUCAGGCUGUAAGGAUCUGUCUUCAACAUGUAAAGCUGGGUGCAGAUUGUUUGGUUUUUCAUUGACAGAGGAAAAGAAUGCUGGGAAUGCAGACAAGGCUUCUCCAGCAACAUCUGCAGUAAAUGCAGGAACAACCACUGUUCUAUCCAAUAUUGGGGUGCAAUGUCCUCGGAAGUCUCCUCUGAUGAGCAAGGUGGUUGGAAGCAACUGUACCAAAGGGGCUUUCCAGUACCAUUUUGCAAAUUACAGUACCUACUACUGAAUGGGUCUUUACUUAUUUUUGGGGGGGCAGCAAAGAACAUUUUGGGGAAGCAGAAGAAGAAUGGCUGCCUAGUUUUGUUGUUUUGAAUGAAAAAGGAAAAAAAAAAAGGCUUGUGCAGGUGUUAAAAACCUUUGAAAUUCUUGUGUUUUCGGGAUAUCCAUUUGGUUUGAGCUAUCAAACGAAAGAACACUUGGUGUUUGUGUUGCUUGUGUUGAUAUCCAAUUGUUGUUGUUGCUGAUUUUGUAUCUCAGAUUAUUAUUUUGAUUUAUGUGUAACAACUUUGUUAGUUUGGAGAAAUUAUGAUUGAAAAGUGGUGUGGCCA